CCAACCGCCAUGAAUUUAUGCGCUCUGGACCUGUCAAAACAGCCAGUAACCUAUAGAACAGUAAGCUAACUACUCUCUUCAUACACUGUAACUUCCCCCUCAGCAUGAUUAUCAACCGUUAUAAUCUGUCAAUCCACUGAGUUUCGACUUUGAUGACUACAUAACACAACAAGAGAUCCGUUAUAUGAAAGCAACCAAGGGACUACAUUUCGAAGCAUGCAUGUGAAGCGUGUUGUAGCAUUUAGCUAAUCAGUGCUUCACCAGACUGGUCCGCCGACAUGGCCGACGUGACUACGCCGAUACCGAUCUCGGUUGUGCAAGGUCGAUAUCUUCUCUUCGAUACACCGACUAUCGCAUAUCUGCGGCGUGAGCACAACGUCUGUGGUGUACUGAUUGGUACCAUACCCCACGUAUCGCAACAAAAUGUCUUCCUCGGUGUGCCUCUCGAGCUCAUGCCUGAAGAAGCCAGAGUUCUUGUUGAAAAGGGCGUUGCGUACCUCGUAGACGAUGCACUAGCGCAUCGAGAAGGCAUCUGGGGGAUGAGUGCUGAAGAGCAGAGAGUGUUCAAAAGUAUCCUCGCGACACAGGGCCGUGAGCUUUCUUUAGCUGGUAAGCGCCAAGCAGACAAGAAGAGGGAAGAGCACUUCAAAAGGGAGCGAGAGAAGAAAGGUAAGGCGAAGGACAAGCCUGCGUCAGGUGAUCUUCUGCAUCUCGGUGUCGACGAAGAGCCUAGUAGCAUUGCUUCUGCCACGGAGUCUUCUCAAGGUGCUCCCACGGAGACAGACGACGAUGUGUCUCUGUUCUCUGGCGCCCCGUCUACUCCUGUCAAUGCAAAGCCUGAGCUCGACCUGCUUAAAAAGGUCGAUCAAUGGCACAUUACACCUAUGACAUCGCACCCACCUUUACCAAUGCAUGCCGAAUCCUCGCUGCCUCUCCCGGCGGUCGGCAGCUCUUAUCCACUUUUCUCCCACCUCUACAAGAAGGGCUACUUUAUGACUCCCGGGCUCCGUUUCGGGUGCAAGUACUGUGUGUACCCUGGCGACCCGCUCCGGUAUCACAGUCAUUUCCUAGCAGUCGGCAAGGACUGGGACGAAGAGUUCAACCUGCUCGAUCUCGUUGGAGGUGGUCGGCUAGGCACGGCGGUGAAGAAGGGCUACCUUGUAGGAGGUCGGGAGCCACAGUCCGAGACAUCAACACAGCCCGAUGAUGCGGUAGACGUGCGUACUUUCUGUAUUGAAUGGGCUGGGAUGUGAGAGUACACUUGCUUGUCCCUGCUUGGAGAUAUCAUAGUCUAGGAGUGAGAACAAUCAAACAAAUGUAUCAAAUACAAGUCUCGAGCGAUUGAUAAUAAGCAUUAUCCAAACAUAAUACACACAUCCUAC
Molecule: messenger RNA, 1382 nt
Organism: Pseudovirgaria hyperparasitica
Lineage: Eukaryota; Fungi; Ascomycota; Dothideomycetes; Acrospermales; Acrospermaceae
Product: tRNA-splicing endonuclease subunit sen34
Exons: 1
Coding region: 279-1253 (324 amino acids)
Biological process (GO): tRNA-type intron splice site recognition and cleavage; tRNA splicing, via endonucleolytic cleavage and ligation
Cellular component (GO): tRNA-intron endonuclease complex
Molecular function (GO): tRNA-intron lyase activity; nucleic acid binding
Source: RefSeq, a predicted model, not a curated record